AUGAUUACUUUAAGACCAACAACAACAAUAAUAAUAUUGUUGUUUGUUUUAAUUACAGGUUUUUUUGUUGCUGUUGAUGCAAAGUUAACAUUUAAAGUUGCCACAGCACAAAAGGUCAAUCCAAUUCCUGGUAGUCAAUGGUUUUUCGUAGAGUCCGAGCUGGAUAUCGGUAUCUAUAACAAUAUACCAGGAAGUCUCUUAGUUUCCAUUACCAUCAAUGGUUUUGUCAAUCCGAUCGUUUGUUCACAACUCUUUAUUUCGAGACACGGUGUCAUUCACAAGUUGAUUGCGGAAUGCCCAAUGAGUUUCGUUGGUACCUACGAUAUCAAAUUAGGUGCACAAACAGCUUCUUAUAUUCAAGAACCGGUUAUAAAAACAUUUCCAUUACAAUUGGUUCCAUCUACAACGGUUAGUUUCACAGCUGAGGUGGUAAAAGGUAUAGAAACAAUUUUAUUUUCCAAUGGUUUCAAUCAAUUUCCUAUUGCGCCACAAGCCGAUCCAAACGAUGCUCAAAAACUAUUGUUAACCAUUCCAAAUAACCUACCGAUCGGUGCCUAUACCUAUAUAUUUCAAGGAAAUACAUUGAAUCUAUUUUCACCACCAAAAGUAUUUGCGAUCAAUGUAAUUCAACCAACUGUAACAAGUAUAACGGUUGUUGAUUUUGUUAACCAACCAACUUUGAAAAUCGAUGGAUUAGGUUUCAAUAUGGGUGUUGGUAUAUUACCUGGUGUUGUUAUGAACGGUAAGAAUUGUUAUUUGGUUGGUGUUCAAACAGAUACCUCAUUCACUUGUCAAAUUGAUGAAUCAAUUCCAAAUGUUUACCAAGUCACUGUUAAUCUACCAUUCUAUCCGGCACCAGCUGAUAUCUAUCAAUUGAAUGUUGAUUAUCGUGGAUCGAUGUCUGUUUAUACAAGAGGUGUCAAUCAAGUACCACAAUUCUAUUUCUCAGGUGUGCUACCAGUUAAUAUGUUACCAGUGGUAUCAAGUAAUAUUAUGAUUGGAACGGUUGCCUAUGUAAAGUUACAAGUUACCAUACCUGCCAAUGCAGCAGGUCAAUAUGAUGUUAUGAUGAAAUGGGUUGGUGUCAAUAUUCCCGAUACAAAAAUACCUAUUACCUAUGUCGAUUUCGAACCGAUAAUAUUCUUUCUAUCGCCAAGAUUAGCUCGUUUCACACCGUCGUUCAUCAAUAUUAAUUCGGCAAGUGCCAUCGUUACACCGAUAACAAUUAGAGGUUCAAACUUUAUCAAUGGAGUAUCACCGACUAUCUACCUUGAUGGUGUUGAUCCAAUAACACAGAAUGCAAUCCGAUAUGAAUGUGAAAAUGUCUUGGUUGUUGGUGGAACCAUUACCUGUGACGUCAAAUCUGCCUAUGAAACAGAGUUUACUGUAACAGUAUCGUAUGGUGAGGGUUUACUAUCGAAUGGUAUCACAUUGUCAUUCUACGGUUUGUCAUGUCUAGGUAGGAACAACCGGUUGGCAACCAAUCCUCCUGUCGAUUGGUGGUUCACCUUCAAAUAUAAAUUCAGUUCGAAAACCCCCGAUAAUUUGAAAGACAACUAUCUCUAUGUUGAUAAUCUCUAUGACCGUAGUGUUGCUCGUUACAAAGGAUUGACAGAUACCAACGCUGAACUCUCUCCACUGGCAGCGACAUUCGACCAGAUUCGCUACGGUUAUUCAUACAUCUUCUAUAACGAUCAAAACGGUAUGCGUAGACCGAACGACGGUGUCAAAGUGCUGGUCUCGGACGAUCCGCUUGCCGGCCACAAGAUAUUCUCACGAGGCUCCGAUUUCGGUCAUACCAAAGGUAUUGUUAUCUACGAUCAUGUCACUGGUUCUGGCAUUCACAUCACUCAUUCUCAACCGUAUUGGCCAGCGUUCACCUACAACGGAUUGAAUCCACCAACUAAAUACGGUAAUCCUGGUAAUCCGCCCUACGAAUACUACGAUAUCCGGUCACAAUUCUGGUUGGGUGAUGCUACACUCAAUCAACAUUUCUUUUGCUAUACAUUCGGUCCAUUCGAUCCAAACACACCAAUCUUCACCGGAAUCAACUAUAUCUCUGCAUUCAUUGCACAGAACUAUCCAAUGAUCUAUCAAGUCGUAAACAAUGCAGUGAAAGGUACCUUUCAGAAAUUGGAUGAUCUAUUAACAACCGAUAAUUCUAUAACAUUACAAAUUUUGAAAAAUUGUGAUAAUCAAAUAAAAGCAAAAGGUAAUCUAUAUCAAUAUUGUUGGUGGUGGUCUGAAUUCUAUACGAAAGGAGCUACAAAGUUGGAUAUGUUUUCGAAAACUACAAAUGAAUAUAAGGAAUCGAAUGUUCCAGUGAUGUCGGCGAAUGCAGUUGCUUUCAUGAUUCCAAAUACCAAUCCGACGUUUAUCACCAACGGUAUAGAUCUCUCGGAGCGGAUGGUAGAGAAGUUCAAUCAAAAUGCAGCAACAAAACGACCGUUUUUCAUUCAGACUUUGGAUUUAGGUGGAACGAGAAGACAAUAUCAGACGUUGGAAUAUCAAAAGAUAAUGGCGAAUGUUGAGUAUACUCUGCAUGACGUAGAUCUUGCAGAGAACGUUGAAGAUCUUACGAAUCGUGCUGAUUCCGAUCAUUCCAAGUUGGUAUAUAACAUGUACGCUCAACCUUACUCACCGGAUCGCUAUGAUAAUAUCUUUUGUUCGGGUGAUCUCAACCGACAUAAUCACCAAGGUGAACGUGGAGGAGGUUACACUUGUCUAAAUCAUCCGAAUCUCGUUAACUUCUUCUCGAACAGAGUUGCACGGUAUUCAAAUGUGAUACCUAUCGAUUCGGCUGCAAAUACUUUUGCAGUGCAAUCGAAAGGAAGUUACUAUUUCCCUCCUUGGAUGACAUGGGCAACAAUGCACAUGAAGAUUCUCUCUGGCGAUGCAACACCGGUGCCUGCCGGUCUGCUCUUUGAAAUCCAACAAGUAUUCUCCAUUGACAAAGGACAAAACUAUCAGACUGUUUCAACCUAUCCACGAACCUAUGGAGUGGCAGACACGCAAUCACACUUUCAAGUAGAGAUGGGUAUCUAUCGUCGUGCCAUGUCCUUACAUAUGGAAUGGGAUCAAACUUGGUCACAUAAUAUAAUGACUGAUAAUCCAAUCAGUGUUAAACAGCUGUAUGCAUUGGAAGACAACAGUUACAAUGUUUAUAGUUGUGACCAGGUUGUUGCUCCAUGUAACCGUGAGAAUGCCCAAAGAGUAGAAACUACACUCGCCACCAAUCCAUAUCCAUUCAACUAUGGAUUCCAAUAUAUUCUAAUGUUUAGUAAUUACCUACAGUAUACUACACCUGCUAACAAUCCUAUGGCAUUCAUUGGUCAUUACUUAGAGUAUGUCAAAACAAAAUAUCUACUACCCGAUAUUGUUUCUAUUCAACUGGUUCCAGCACAGCCAAACACACUCACAACACUCCAAAAUGGUCAACUCUACAUUCACAACAUCAACUGUAAAGAUGAAGUUGCAUUUGUAAUCACUUGGUAUCUAAUCAAAGAGUUUAUUGUUGAUCGGUCAUUCGGAUUAUCGCCAUUACCUCAAGUCGAUGAUGCUGUCAUCCAAGGAAUUUCAUGGGCAAUAUCUAAAACUAUUAUCAACGAAAUGUAUGGUGUUCAAUCAUCAUUUGUAGAUCAAUGUUUUGUUUCAAAUCCAGAGAAUAAUAAUAAUAUUAUUGCUUAUGAUUUGGAGGGUAUGCCAGCCAAUAAUCCGCCACCAUCAGCAUUCUGGUAUGCUGCCACUGUUUGGGAUUGGAUCGAUAGUAAUAAUGAUGAGAAACUAUGUCCUCAGGAUCCUUUCACCUCAGCAUUCUUUAGUGAUAUGAACUCUAAUAAUAUGAUAAAGUGGCAGUCCAUUUUGGAUAAAGUUGAAUAUGCACAGACCAUUCAAACACUUUAUGCUAGUUUCGAUCCAACCCUUCAAGUUCCAGUCAAUCAAAACAUCUUGUAUUACAAUGGUGAAAUGUUUUUCGAUUUAAUGGUACAAAACAAACGAAGAUUAACAACUACAACAACCUCAACACCAAUUGUCAAUACCUAUUCCUAUGACAAUUUAAUAGAUUUACUUGUUACACCUGGAUAUUUUACGAGUUACCAAAUCUAUAGUCUCAAUCAACAACAAGUUAAUAAUGUUACCAAUGCAAUACAACAAUGGUUUACACCAACUCCAUACACUAACUCCAGUCAGGCAAUUCAAGUACUUUUGGAGAUUCCAUUGAAUUCUUUGUCAUCCAACAAUCUGUUGUUGUAUUUCGAUAUCAUUUUCCAAGAUCAACCGACCGAUAAAAUCAGACUAUGUUACCUCACCAAUUCUACAAGAAAGGUAUGUGAUCCACUCACUCUGGUAACUCUAACCGAUUUGAUAGAGUCACUGGUGGAUUCAAGUGAACUGCUAAAUGGAAAUGACUCCAAUUCAGAUUCAGAUUUACAAGUUUAUUACUCGCCAAAGAUAAUUCCAGGACUAUCCGAGCAAUACAGCGGUAUUUUAUACGCAACAUUUAGAAACCGAAUUUGUGACGUUCAAUUGGUAAACUAUCGUUCCGAUGAUCUGUAUCAAUUCAUUGACCAAAUGUGUAAUGUAACCGGACCUAUUAUCAAUUAUAUCUCUCAAACCAAUGGAUCAACAAGUGGCAACUAUUCAAUAGAUAUAGUUGGUUAUCAUUUUUCUCAUGGAAUAGAGGCAUCCAUUGGAGACUAUCAAUGUUUACAAACAAUCUAUAUCAAUUCAACAUUUAUUAAAUGUGUAGUUCCACCAUCAUCAGGAGUAGACCUUUCCAUUCAACUUUAUGAUCCAACAACAGAUAAUUAUGAUUGUCAAAGUUAUCCAUUCAUUUUUUCUUAUUUUGAACCAAUAAUUGAAUCAAUAAGUCCAAAUUUAAUUCCAACCACUGGAAGUAAUAUAACAAUAUAUGGAGAAAACUUUGGAAAUCUUAUUUCAAAUAUAAUUGUAAACAUUGAUGAUGUUCAGCAAAACAUAACAAUCAUUAAAGUUGAUCAUACAAUUAUUAUUUGUAGUAUUCCAGCCGGAACAGGAACAAACUUCUUUUUAUCAGUUUAUAUGAAUGGAAAUAAGAUUAAUUCUAUUAAUGGAAUUCAAUCAUUAAGGUUCUCAUAUCAACCACCGACAAUCUCAACUUUUUCACCAAGUAUUGGAACACCUUUUGGUUUGUUAUCUGUUCAAGGUUCAGGUUUCGGACAGAAUUCAUCAUUGGUUUCAGUAUCGAUUGGAACAUCAUCAUGUCCAAUUGUCAGUAUCUCUGAUACUUCCAUUAGCUGUAGCAUUCCAUUUGGUGCAGGUUCAUCUAAACAAUAUGUAUCGGUACAAGUCUCAAAUAAUAUCGUUCCAACAGUAUCCAGCAGCUAUUUUAGUUAUUCUGCACCAUCGAUUGGCUCAAAUUCAGCGCUCAUUCCAACCACCGGUGGUUUAAUGCAAUUCCGAGGUAGUGGAUUCGGUAGUUCUUUCGAUGAUAUCAACUCGACCAAAUUGGAUUCAAUAUCCAUCGAUUGUUACUCUUUCAAUGUGUUUAUGGAAUGUCCAGUACCUGAAGGAUUCCAAUAUUCACUUGAUUUAACUAUUGUCUCUGGUGACAAUGUUAACACGACCACGAUAUUUGCAUAUCAAGCUCCGACUAUACAUUCAUACCAAUACAAACCAAGCGAUAAUAGCAUAACCAUCGGUGGUACCAAUUUCAUUCCAUCGACAGUAACACAAGAUGCAACCUGCUGGAUACAAUUCACCAAUUACCAAAACCAGAAGACCAACUAUUACAAUACAUUCGUUAAUGAAACAACCAUUGUCAUUACGAAUGUCAAUCCAAUUCAAAACGGAUAUCAAUCGGUUCAAGUUGUAAUUGGUGAAAGACCAUCAAAUUCUCUAUCUACAGUGGUCUAUUCGAAUUUGAUUAUUACUCUUUUUCAAGAUUCCAAUUUAGAUAAUAUUCAUCAAUCGAAUGAAAUGGGUGUUUCUGGUGCUGUUACUUUGACAUCCACAACCAAUCCUUCACGUCAAUUCGUUUAUCAGAUAAUCACUGGUUCCCUUACAGUAAAUAUACCAGAGGAUAUUUAUAGUAUAAAUAUUCAACCCAAUUCCCAAUAUAUAACACCUCUAAACAACUAUUUGUUAGAAAUUGUUUCUCUAACCAAUCAUAUUGACAUUCCAGUUUGGAUAUUAAGUGGAAAAGGUUGUGUUGGAUAUUAUUUGACAAACGACCAAACUACAACGGUUACCCUUCAAUACGGACAAGUUAAUUUACUAAACUAUGGAAUUUGUUAUAAUUCUCAAAAUUGUUUAUAUCCUUUAUCAUAUAUUUAUUCACCAACUAACUGUAUUUUAACAAUAGAUAAUGAUAUUUCACUUAUGGAAAUUGGUUAUCAAGUUAGUUUUUCAUUUUAUAUGGAUAGUAAUUUGAAUGGUCAAAAAGAAGGAUUUGAAAUGUCACCACCGCCAUUCAGUGUUUUUCUUUAUUACACUUCGUCAACUGAUGGUAUCACCUAUAAUGUUGGUUUGGAAACCGGUAGCUAUUCAUUGUUUGUUAAACAAGGUCUGCUUGAUAUCUAUUUGGAAAUAGUACAACCCAAUCUCUAUACGAUAGUUAAUGCCAAGACUUACAAUGUUACUCAAUCAUUCUCUGAUUCUUUCGGACUCUUCAACUGGGUGUAUUCAUCGAUUAGACCAGUCAUACUAUACAGCCCUACUGGAACAAUGCUUACACUACCGGUUGGUAAAUACGAUGUAAAUACUCUAACGAAGAUGGGUUGGAAUAACACCAGUAUUACAUCAUUGAAUGGUUUUACAAAUUCUAUUGGAAUUACAUUCUAUUCAUCCGAGAGUAUUGAUUCCGUUGUAUUACAAACCACUUCAAACACUAAGAUACCAAUCACUCCAGUCUCCAAUGUACUCAUUGAAGUAGCAUAUCUUUCAAUGUUCAGUUCUCUGAUCUCGCUUAAUCAAGCUGGACAAUCUGUUGAAUUCUUUAGUCCAUAUUUAAAUACUCCAUUAUUUUAUUUUGGUUCACCUUUAUUUACAAAUCAAUUAUCUUGUGGAGUAAAAUUAUCAGAUAGUUCUAAAAUAGUUUGUAAUAUUCCACCAGGUUCUGGAGCUGUUCAAAUUUCAAUGACAUCUAUGUAUUUAAAGAAAUAUUUUCCAUAUCCAGAAUAUAAAUAUUCAUAUGAGCCUAUAAAUGUUCAAGGUACAGUUUAUGAAGAUUUAAAUGGAAAUAAUAUUAAAGAUAUUGGUGAAAUUGGAAUUUCUGGUGUUGUUAUAAAGAUAAACGGUAGUACUGUUACAACAUCCGAUGCAAAUGGAAAUUAUUAUCUACCCAGUAUUGUCAGUGGUAGUUAUUCAUUGACAAUCAAUACGAUUUCAACUCACUUUUUACCUACUACCAUCUACUUUAAAGUUGGUACUGCAACAAAAUUGAUUGAUGUCGGUCUUUUGAAAUUCAAUUGGAAAGGAUGUAAUGGUAUCAUUCUGUCAGGUGCCGAAAAUAAACUUACUCUCCAAUAUGGAACAUUUAGUCUGUCUAGUUAUGGCUGGUGUAACAGUGCAUCCAAUCAAUCGUGUACAAUGAAACCAUUAGAUGCUAGAUUUGACAAUUGUACAGUGGAAUAUCCGACAUCCGAUCAAGUCAGAAUUCGUUAUAAAUACAAGAUUCAAUUGGUAUUAUACGUUGAUAGUAAUCUCGAUAAUAUAUUGAAUGAACCGGCAAACCUUCAGUUACCAAACACCAUAGUGACUCUGACACAUACUCUAAAGGAUGGAUCGCUCGCUUAUUCAGCUUAUAGUGGUGCUGCCAAUUAUAUUGUAGAUGUAACAAUGACAAAUAUCAUUUCAUUCAACACUGGCCAAGUUCCAAAUGUUCUUCCGGUCGUUAACAAUUUCAUUCAUACAGUGACAAGUUCAAACGAUGCAUUGGUAUUCCAAUACAAUUGUCCAUUCUUCCAAUAUGUUCCAGGUGCUCCAUCUCAAACGUUUUACGAUAGUUUGGAUAGGGUAACGACAGGUUCAACGCUAACUCUACCGGUUGGCACAUUCGACCAAAUCUACCUCAGAAAUCUGCCAGUCAGCUGGGAUGGAAAAAUCAAAACGUUCACAGUCAACAGCGAUAUGUCCGUUGCUAUUUAUAUUCCAACACCGGUUUUAUAUCAGGCUACCCGAACAGUUUAUCCACCUCCUGUAAUCUCUAAAAUCGAUAUCUUUUCAGAUUUUCUACUGGAGAAUAAUUUGGUUGUUCCGACAAUGGGUGGAACCUUUUUUAUUAACAAUUGGUCUUUCAGAAUUCCACAGAUUAGAAUUUGCUCUCUUAUAACAAAUUGUCAACUUUCCGGUCAGAAACUAGUGUGUCCCGUACUCAGUGGUAUCAAUCAAUGUACAAUAACAAUAUCUUACACGCCAACACCGAUGUAUCAGUAUUACAAUAUGAAACGGGCACCACCAACCGUAACUGGUUUCUCCAAACAUCCAUCACAUCUACCAGCCAACGAAUUGGUGAUAAACGGAUACAACUUCCCACCUGCAGGAAUGGCAGGCAACUCAACCAUUCUGGUAGAUGGUUACUUCUGUCAACUUCUUUCAUUCAUAAGUGACACCAAGAUAGCAUGUUUAUCAUCCUUCCAAUAUCCACCGUCGGAACAAGGUUUCAUUGAUUUCAGAUUUGGAAAUUCUCUACCUUUUAUUUAUCAAUUUACAUAUCUUUCAUCUAAAUGUAUGGGAGCACAAAUAUGGAAUGGAACAAGUGGAUCUAAAACCUAUCCAAUUAAUACGAAUGUUAUACCACCAUUCGCUUACACUUCAUUCAGUUGUUCAUGGUUUUGUUAUUGCCGUUCAAUUCCAAGACAACUAAACUCCAAUUGGAAUGUAGGUGUCAACUCUGGUUCUUACUCCCAAGUUCAACCGUUUGCAAAAGAAGAUUUACAAUUCAUUGUUAGGUAUGCAUCAUGUAAUGGAGCUUUCAUCUAUUUAAAUGCAACUGAUAAAUAUGUAUCGUAUCAAAGUGGUGAUUACUCAUUUAGCAAUGCCAAUGGUAUAACAACCUAUAUCAAACCACAGAUUGGUUGUAAAUUGACGAUGCAAAUCGAUGACGGCACAUCUAUUGUGGUGCUAUCAUCUUUUGACCCAAGAAAUUUCCCUGACUCUCCAUUCAGAUAUAAAUAUCUAAAGCGACUGGUUGUAUCGAACUAUCCUGAUAUGAGAGGUGAUCCUCUUCCUCCAGAUGGAUCAGUUAAUUCCUCACCACCAUUAUUAGGAUUGGGUGCUGGUAACUAUAAAAUCUACACUACAAAUCAAAUAAACUCAUAA
This is a messenger RNA of Heterostelium album PN500, 9300 nucleotides long. RefSeq lists its product as uncharacterized. Gene Ontology annotation, molecular function: deoxyribonuclease II activity. The record is from RefSeq and is a predicted model, not a curated record. Gene Ontology annotation, biological process: apoptotic DNA fragmentation. The transcript has 13 exons. The coding region runs from base 1 to 9300 and encodes 3099 amino acids. NCBI's taxonomy places the organism in Eukaryota, Evosea, Eumycetozoa, Acytosteliales, Acytosteliaceae.